AUGGCAUGCUUGAGGAAAGCACUGGCCAAGCCUAGCUGGCCAACGGCAAACAACACGCUGAUAACGGUCUUGCGCUUAUUCUCACUCGAGUUUUGGGCGGGCAAUUACCACGCUGCCGAAUUGCACCAUCGUGCAGCAAGGGAAUUCGUUCAAAAGCACAAGUUUCCAGGCUGGCAUGACUCGGCAACGUUCUUCGUGUCCGAUGUCUGGCUCGCUGGCGCUCUCCUUCGAAAACCCUUGACAUGUUCAUCGAACUGGACUCCAGGUCCAUGGACCGGACAGUCAAUCGCUCGAUCCUUUCCCGCAGUCCAGACCUCAUCAAUCAGCAUUCAUGUCAGCAUCCCGGAGUCCCUUCGUGGCGCCUUCAUAGAGAUCUGGGAAAUUGUGAGUAUAAAACAACAACUUGAGCGACUUUCAGAAAACGACAAGUUUCACGUUGUCAAUUGGAUUGAUACCCUGUCGGCAGCCAUCAAAGGAAAGCUCCUAGAGACGUUCGCGGAUUUGGCAGCUGUGCAGCCUGGGUUCCUGAAUAGUCCGAAAGACCUAGUGCUCGCUACAAGUGCUCUUGCUGCAAUGUUGUUCCUGAAAUUGUCUUCAUCUUUGGCGACAUUGAGCCGUCCAAGAACUGGAACUCUGAAACCCCACCUGAACAGAUGA
Exophiala xenobiotica is the source of this 657-nucleotide messenger RNA. RefSeq lists its product as uncharacterized. The transcript has a single exon. The record is from RefSeq and is a predicted model, not a curated record. Lineage: Eukaryota; Fungi; Ascomycota; Eurotiomycetes; Chaetothyriales; Herpotrichiellaceae. The coding region runs from base 1 to 657 and encodes 218 amino acids.